Synchiropus splendidus (mandarinfish) is the source of this 4035-nucleotide messenger RNA. It is a transcript of the gene gabra4, whose product is annotated as gamma-aminobutyric acid type A receptor subunit alpha4. The transcript is spliced from 9 exons. Lineage: Eukaryota; Metazoa; Chordata; Actinopteri; Syngnathiformes; Callionymidae. Gene Ontology annotation, cellular component: synapse; neuron projection; postsynapse. Gene Ontology annotation, molecular function: transmitter-gated monoatomic ion channel activity involved in regulation of postsynaptic membrane potential; GABA-gated chloride ion channel activity; benzodiazepine receptor activity. The record is from RefSeq and is a predicted model, not a curated record. Gene Ontology annotation, biological process: chloride transport; nervous system process; signal transduction. Bases 501 to 2156 code for a protein of 551 amino acids.
CAUUAGCAUGAUUUAUGAACUAAGCAGAUUCCAUCAAAUACUUAAAAAUAACAUUUUGUUUCCAACCGGAAAUGCGUCAAACUUCGUGUCACGUAGUUACAUAUAAAUAGUUGUUGCCAGUUUUAAGCUUCUUUCACUUCUUCUAGAUUUCUAGAAGUCACCACGGGUGAAUAUUUCGUGCUUUAAGUGGAUUAUUCUCUUCUAAACCGCCUAACAGGUGUGUGUUUGAGAGGAGGAGUGGAAGAGGGAGCGAAUGAAAGUGCAGAGGAACCACAUCGACAGGCGGAGAGAAAGUAAGAGAGAGAGAGAGAGAGAGAGGGAGCGCAGAAAGCUGCGCUUCUUUUCUUCUGGGUGUCAGCUGCAACAGCAGCGGCGGUUCGGUUCAGGGCGAAGGGUGACCGGGUCCCGAGGUGAAGGGUGUGUGUUCGAGUUGGAAAACUUUUCCGCCUCCUGGUCAAGACGUCUGAGAUGUGAAGAAGCUUGAAGUAUGGCAUGUGAAGAUGGUUUCUGGCAAGAAGAAGGAGAUGGUGACAGCGAUGCUCCCCGCUCACAUUCUGCUCUACUUUUUCUGCCUGACCACUUGCGUGAGGAGAGCCACAGGACAGACCAGGAAAGAUGAGCGGAUAUACCCGGAGAAUUUCACUCGCAUUUUGGACCGACUUCUGGACGGAUACGACAACAGGCUCAGACCUGGAUUCGGAGGUCCUGUAACGGAGGUCAAGACAGACAUUUAUGUGACAAGUUUUGGGCCUGUUUCAGACGUUGAAAUGGAGUACACCAUGGACGUGUUCUUCAGGCAGACCUGGGUGGACCGCCGCUUGAUGUAUGAGGGUCCUAUAGAGAUUUUAAGGCUCAACAACUUGAUGGUGACCAAAGUCUGGACACCAGACACGUUCUUUAGGAACGGGAAGAGGUCCGUUGCUCACAACAUGACGGCACCAAACAAACUCUUCCGCAUCAUGAAGAACGGCACCAUCCUCUACACCAUGAGACUGACGAUCAGCGCUGAAUGUCCCAUGAAGCUCGUGGACUUCCCAAUGGACGGACACGCAUGCCCGCUCAAGUUCGGUAGCUAUGCCUAUCCUAAAACAGAGAUGAUCUACACUUGGACAAAAGGACCUGAGCACUCAGUGGAGGUCCCUCCUGAGUCGUCCAGCCUGGUGCAGUAUGAUCUCAUCGGCCAGACGGUCUCCAGUGAAACCAUCAAGUCCAUCACAGGCGAAUACGUGGUGAUGACCGUCUACUUCCACUUGAAACGUAAAAUGGGCUACUUCAUGAUUCAGACGUAUAUCCCCUGCAUAAUGACAGUAAUCCUCUCCCAAGUGUCCUUCUGGAUAAAUAAAGAGUCUGUCCCGGCGCGCACCGUCUUCGGCAUCACCACGGUCCUGACCAUGACGACUCUCAGCAUCAGCGCUCGCCACUCGCUUCCGAAAGUUUCCUACGCCACUGCCAUGGACUGGUUCAUCGCCGUCUGUUUCGCCUUCGUCUUCUCCGCACUCAUCGAGUUCGCCGCCGUUAACUACUUCACCAACGCCGAGCUGGAGCGUGCCAAAAAGAAGCCGCCCAAAUGCCCCCCCGGACCGCAGACUACGCCUGUCAAAGUCAAGGACGUGGAGGAAGUGCUGCAGCAAAACCAGGACACAAAUGGAAACCUAAGAAAAAGGAUGAACUACAUCUCCCAGCAGGAGUGCAGCAGCCACCAGCGGGCUCCGUCCACUGCCACCAUUUCCGGGCUAGGGCACGCCAGGCUUCUGCGACCCGAUGUAAACGGCAGCUCCUCCACGCUCUCACGAUCCAGCCCCAAAUCCGAGAGUCUGAUCAGCGUGGCGUCCUCCUCCACACAGCUGGUCAAAAACACGCCCCAGGCAGGAGCCGCGACGCCAGACGUGACGGCGGCGACGCCGUGCAAGCAGAACACCGCCUCCUCAUCGCUGCAGCAUCUGCUGGGGCCCAAACUGGAGCGCAUUCAGCUGAUGGGGAACAAAGCGGAGCUGAAGCAGACGCCAUGUUCUCAGCCCACGACCGCCGGCAUGGGAGGAACCAGUAAAAUCGACAAGUACGCCAGGAUCUUUUUCCCAGUGUCUUUUGGGGCGUUCAACAUGGUCUACUGGGUCGUCUACCUGUCCAAGGACACCAUGGUGGCGAAGGGUGGCUAAGUUCUUGAACACACAGCGGAUGAUGUGUCUGCAAGCAAUACACCAAACAUAUGCGAACAAUGUGCUCACGAAGCACUUUGAUAUCAGCUGGAGCACAUUUGAGGACAAAUCAAGCAGAUCUGACUCACUGGAUUAUCCCACUGUCCUUUUCACUGGAUCUGUCUGUAGACGUCGGCUUUCACCGCCUGCAGUCAGAGACUCUUUUCCUAUUUUUGUAUCUGGCACUUGAAGACGCGUGGAUGUGCGCGCUGACACCAAGCUGUACUUUGUAAAUACACAUCUACUGGCACCUGUUUCCCGGGCAUGUUGGUCCCAAUAUCUGCUGACCGCCGGUCAAAGGGCCGUCAUGUGGCGGUCCAAGAGAGCGGUCUGAUUAGACGGAACAUCUGCACCGAAGGAUGAGCAGCGCGGCCUUUGUUUCGGGUCGGAUCAGAACCCAAAAGCCUCUUGUACCCGAUUCAAGUUGGAUUAAAAACUGAAUCACUGCAGAUCAAAUUUGAGGACGGAUGAGGCAGACAGUAGUUAUUAAUUCUGUUAUAAUAGGAUGUAAGCUUCUUUCAACACAGAGAUCGUGAUUACAGUCUGAGUAGAGUCACUGCGGAGGUCUGUAGUUCAACGCUGGGGAACACAGAGAGUCGAUCAAACUCAGCCUUGAAUGGAAGAGACGGAUGUGCAGAUGUAAGCAGACGCAGAGAUCUUUGUAUUCAAGCCAAGAACAUUUGCUCAAUUAAAGCUGCAAUACUCAGUUGGUCAUGUUUCCAUCUUACUUUUGUGCUUUCAGAACCUUCAGUCACUGGACUACUGACCUCGCUGGCAUCUGUUCGCAACCAUUCUCCUUAAGAUCAGGUCGUGAUUUCCUAGUGAUGGGUAGAUGAGGCAUCAUGAAACAGACUUGUUGGGUUGAUGAAACAUUGUCCUCAUUUUCUGAGGCGCUCUUGGUUUUGAAAUGAUGUGAGGUUUCACUGAAUUAGUUGUUCAAGUCCAAACAUUUUACAGCAGACACUGUUUCAUGAAACCUCAUCAACCCUCAAUACUACAAAGCCUCAUUUUCAAAGAUCUCUACUUGAUAAUCUUUUGUUUGUAACAGAUUUUAUGAAGCAUCACAUAAUUUUCAAACUCAGUGCACCACCGACCAAGUUCAGAAAAUGAGGCUUCAUGAAGCUUCAUCAGCCCAUCACUAGUUGUGACUUUUUACUCCAGUCACAAUGACAUUUUACCACUUCAGACCUUGACUGAAACCAGUUUGUAUAUUCUAAUACUUGUGUAUUGCCACUAUGGUUUCAGAAGCUUCGCAGAGAAAUUCAUUGUGGUCUGCUCAUGAAGGGCUAAUGCUGAGAGGGCAAUUUUCAUUUUCAGCAAGUCAAAUGUCAGGUGAUAUUUUGGUGUGUUUUUUAUUGAAAAUGAUACCCAGAAUUACCUGGCACUCUUUUUGGUUGUUGUUAUUUUUCACACAAAGUUCACUGCACUAAAUGUGUUUGUGUGUUUAUUUGUCAAAUAUUUUCCGACCUUGUUAUUCCUAGCGGAGUUGGGGAAGAUUGGAUUUCACUGUCAGUGAUGGAGUCUGACUCAGCUUUAUUUGGGUGACGUAACGUUAUUGCAGCUCAAACAAAGAAAACGGUGAGACUCUCAAUAUGAUGUUUAGAAAUCAGCCUAGUUUGUGUCUGAUCAUGGUGCGGGGUUCAUCGCUCACCGGACUCCGGGUGCAGUCGGAGCCUUUCUUCUCACUGUAAGAGCCAAACCGGUCUUGUAGCCGAUCUGUUGGUCUGACCAGAGCCGUGUCUCGUCCACGGCAGACUGAUGGACAGAUCAAGCGGCCCGCCAUCGCCGCCGCUCACCUCUCCUCAACGCACCCAUGUGUGAAAUUGAUUUUGCAGUUAUU